CCACAAUGCCCAUUAAGAGGUAAAAUUGAUUACAUCAUCAAAAUGCGCCGUUACUCUAGCAACGUUUGUAAAGGUUGCCUUCUGUUUUAGCCAUUUAGCUAGCUUGUCAACUUUGUUUGUAAAAUAUCAAAUUUGAUGCCAAAAAUAAGCUCAGACACGCUAUGGGAGCUGGCUGCGGCGGAGGUCCACAGUCGGGAGACUGAAGGUGGGGAGGAGGACGGAGGAGAGACGGUCAGUGAGAGGAGCGUGUUUCUGAUGGGGAGCAAGGCUGGGGGUAAAACGUCCAUUCUCCUCAGAUGUCUCGACAGGGAUGAACCAUCCAAGCCGACUCUGGCACUGGAGUACACUUUCGGCAGACGGGCCCGAGGACACAACACAUCCAAAGACAUAGCCCACCUAUGGGAGCUGGGAGGUGGGACCUCUUUGUCAGACCUGGUCCAGAUCCCCAUCACUCCUGUCAGCAUUAGGUCUCUCUCUGUCAUCCUCAUUCUGGACCUGUCUAAACCCAAUACCCUGUGGGGAACCAUGGAGAAGCUAUUACAGGCAGCACAAGCUCAGUUGGAGAAAGUCUCUUCCUUAGCACAACAAGCACAAAAGGCCAAACCUGGAGCCAAACACCAGACGCCUGUCCACUCGGCAGCACGCAUCUUACCUAAAGACUAUCCUGACAGGGAGCUGAUCAGUCCCUUUCCUGUUCCUCUGCUCAUCAUUGGCAGCAAAUAUGACAUCUUUCAGGAAUUUGACUCAGAAAAGAGGAAAGUGGUUAGUAAAACAUUGCGUUUUGUUGCCCACUACUACGCAGCCUCUCUUAUUUUCACUAGCAUCAAGUCAGAGAGCCUAAUGUCAAAAACCAAAAGCUUCUUCUCCCACUUGGCUUUCGGUCUGGACAGAGGGAAAACUGUGUCCAGUGACUCCACCAAGCCUAUCACCAUUCCAGCAGGCUCUGACUCCUUCAGCCAAAUAGGUUCCCCUCCUACUACUGAUGUGGACAUCACUUCUCUGCAUGCCAAAAACCCAAAGGACCUCUGGAAGAAAGUCUACAAGCAUGUCUUCCCCGAAGAGAAUACCAGUGAGCAGAGGGAACUAAAGGAUCCAGCCAAAGACCCACAGUACAGUGAGCCUCAGAUUGAUGCCAUGAGAGCCCAGAAAGACCAGGAGUUGGAGCAGUAUAAGAGAAAUGCUGCUAAGUCAUGGAAAGGACUAGAGCUGGAGACAUGAGAAAUAAUCAUUUAUGGUCACACAUACACCACAUAUUAAUGUAAAUACAGUAAACAUUUUGCAUUAUUUAUUUUCUUUUGUGUCAUUUUGGUUUUUUUACUACUAAUUCAUACAACUUGCAUAACUACAGAUUUUUUCUCAAACGAUUUUAAACAGAACAAAACUAUUUGUAUACUGAUGAUAAAAUGUGUUCUAAAAAAUAAACAAUUUUACAUUAUUACAA
Siniperca chuatsi (mandarin fish) is the source of this 1441-nucleotide messenger RNA. RefSeq names its product dynein, cytoplasmic 2, light intermediate chain 1 (gene dync2li1). The record is from RefSeq and is a predicted model, not a curated record. Gene Ontology annotation, molecular function: dynein heavy chain binding. Gene Ontology annotation, cellular component: ciliary basal body; axoneme; cytoplasmic dynein complex. Gene Ontology annotation, biological process: intraciliary retrograde transport; intraciliary transport involved in cilium assembly. The transcript has 13 exons. NCBI's taxonomy places the organism in Eukaryota, Metazoa, Chordata, Actinopteri, Centrarchiformes, Sinipercidae. The coding region runs from base 136 to 1218 and encodes 360 amino acids.